AUCCCCCUCCAAACGCCUGAGACUCCGCACACCUUGGCUUCUGCGUCGUUCAGCCCAGAUGAUGUCAUCGGAACUCCUCUCCCCUGGUUGGCUGCAUCAGCUGCUGGUGGUUCUGCUGAGGCUCGCGCUGUCCUGCGCGGGCCCCGCCAAACCGGCCAAUGGGACGGCGUGUUCAGCGCGAGGCCCCGCCUCUUACAUCCUGGUGUUCACAGGCCACUGGAGCCCACAGACCUUCCCCAAGCAGUACCCGCUGUUCCGCCCGCCUGCACAGUGGUCCAAGCUGAUAGCGGUGACCCACAAUGGACAGUUCCGGCUGUGGCAGGAGGGGGCGCUGGCGAGCCCCGGGGUGCAGAGCGUCGCGGAGCUGGGCGUGACGGUGGAGGUGAUGAAAGAGGCACGCGAGGCACGGAAGAGGCGGGCGGUGGGGGCCAUGUACCGAACCGCUGGCAUCCCCACGGGCAUUGGGCACAGCUCCACUGAACUGCUGCUGCAGCCCAGGAACCCCAAGCUGUCCUUGCUGGUGAAGAUAGUUCCCAGUCCUGACUGGUUUGUGGGUGUGGACAGUCUGAACUUGUGUGAGGGGGGCCAGUGGCGGCAAGAAGUGACCGUUGACCUCCACCCAUUUGAUGCGGGCACGGACAGCGGCUUUACCUUUUCAUCACCCAACUUCCCCAGCAAUCCACCUGAGAACAUCACACAGAUCACUUCUCAGAAUCCCAGCCACCCGGCCAAUUCCUUCUACUACCCCCGUCUGCCAGAGCUCCCUCCGCUGGCCACAAUAAGACUAACAAAACAGAUCCGGUCAGCUGGCCGUCAAAAUACUCUGUCCAACCACAUCCUGCCUCACUCUAACACGCCUCAGCGCUUUGCAGAAACGCCACUGGACUGCGAGGUGUCCCUCUGGUCGUCCUGGGGCCUGUGUCUGGGGCCAUGCGCCCAGGGCGGGGUCCGACACCGCACCCGCUACAUCCUCCUACGUCCCGCCAACAGUGGCGCACCCUGCCCCGAGCUGGAGGAGCAGGCCGAGUGUACGCCCCACCACUGCGUUACACGCCACUGAGUCCGCGUCGCUCCGGGAACACUGAGACCAACACUGAGGCGUGGUGCAGCACUGAGUCCCAGAACGGCACCGCUCGCCACCACCGACACCGCACAGACUGCAGGACGCCCACCCCCCACCACAGGCUGCAUCUCCCCCACCGCACAGUGGUUACACACUGCAUUAACUCACGCACUCUCCCUACCCAACAUGCAUUUCACUCCCAUUUCAGCACGCUGAAGUUCACUGUCAUGGCAGAUACGACCACAGCGA
This is a messenger RNA of Megalops cyprinoides (Indo-Pacific tarpon), 1312 nucleotides long. It is a transcript of the gene spon2a, whose product is annotated as spondin 2a, extracellular matrix protein. The transcript has 6 exons. Bases 59 to 1060 code for a protein of 333 amino acids. Gene Ontology annotation, cellular component: extracellular matrix. Gene Ontology annotation, biological process: cell adhesion. Lineage: Eukaryota; Metazoa; Chordata; Actinopteri; Elopiformes; Megalopidae. The record is from RefSeq and is a predicted model, not a curated record.